Molecule: messenger RNA, 3708 nt
Organism: Xenopus laevis (African clawed frog)
Lineage: Eukaryota; Metazoa; Chordata; Amphibia; Anura; Pipidae
Gene: ptbp1.L
Product: polypyrimidine tract binding protein 1 L homeolog
Exons: 15
Coding region: 121-1761 (546 amino acids)
Biological process (GO): negative regulation of gene expression; mRNA processing; negative regulation of mRNA metabolic process
Cellular component (GO): nucleus
Molecular function (GO): RNA binding; nucleic acid binding
Source: RefSeq, a predicted model, not a curated record
GGGGUUAGCCCUGCGUCAUCAGCCCGGCCGCCAUUUUGUGAGUCUAUAUGAGGCGGUCGCCUAGUUGCAUACGGUUAUUACGGCGCCUCCUCUACGAGCUGGGUGGUUGUUUAGUGUGCCAUGGAAGGAAUUGUUCAAGAUAUAACAGUUGGCACAAAGCGGGGAUCUGACGAACUUUUCUCUUGUGUUACUAACGGACCCUUUAUCAUGAGCAACGCUGCAGCAGCUAAUGGUAAUGACAGCAAAAAAUUUAAAGGAGAUGGCAGAAGUGUAGCAGUUGGCUCUAGAGUGAUCCAUCUUCGUAAGCUUCCAGGCGACGUAACUGAGGCAGAAGUGAUCUCUCUUGGGCUGCCGUUUGGAAAAGUUACCAACAUUUUGAUGCUGAAAGGCAAAAACCAGGCCUUCCUUGAAAUGAGCACUGAGGAAGCUGCCAACACCAUGAUUAGCUAUUACACCAAUGUUGCACCAGUUCUUCGAAGCCAGCCCAUUUACAUCCAGUACUCCAACCACAAAGAACUGAAGACGGACAACUCUCCCAACCAAGCUAGAGCUCAAGCAGCACUGCAGGCAGUGAAUUCUGUAGUGUCUGGCACCACUGCUCUUUCUGCUUCUGCUGCUGCAGUGGAUGUGGGCAUCGCAAUGUCAGGACAGAGCCCUGUUCUUAGGAUUAUAGUAGAAAAUCUCUUCUACCCUGUCACACUUGAUGUUCUUCAGCAGAUCUUCUCAAAAUUUGGAACGGUGCUGAAAAUAAUCACUUUCACAAAGAACAAUCAGUUUCAGGCACUUCUGCAGUAUGGCGAUCCAGUGAGUGCCCAGCAUGCUAAACUAUCUCUAGAUGGGCAAAACAUUUAUAAUGCCUGCUGUACCCUUCGCAUUGACUUCUCAAAACUGACCAGCCUUAAUGUAAAGUACAAUAAUGACAAGAGUCGGGACUACACCCGUCCUGACCUACCAUCUGGAGAUGGACAACCUUCUCUGGAUCAGACCAUUGCAGCCUUUGGAGCUCCAGGGCUUAUUUCUGCCAAUCCUUAUGCUGGUGCUGGAUUUCAUCCAGCCUUUGCAAUUCCUCAAGGUGUCCAUGGUUUAGCUCCUCUGACUCUACCAUCAGCAGCUGCUGCUGCAGCAGCCGCAGCAGGCCGACUUGGUAUUCAUGGACUUGGCAUCCCUGGAAACUCAGUCCUGCUAGUUAGCAACUUAAAUCCAGAGAGAGUUACACCCCAAUGCCUCUUUAUUCUUUUCGGUGUGUAUGGUGAUGUGCACAGAGUGAAAAUACUCUUUAACAAGAAAGAAAAUGCACUUGUACAGAUGGCAGAUGGGAACCAAGCUCAACUUGCAAUGAGUCAUCUGAAUGGUCAGCGGCUCCAUGGAAAGCCCCUCCGUACAACUGUAUCAAAGCAUCAGACUGUUCAGCUACCACGGGAAGGACAGGAAGACCAGGGCUUGACAAAAGACUACAGUACCUCUCCCCUUCACCGCUUUAAGAAACCAGGCUCUAAAAAUUUCCAGAAUAUCUUCCCUCCUUCAGCCACACUGCAUCUCUCAAACAUUCCGCCAUCUGUAUCCGAAGAAGACCUAAAGAUUCUGUUUUCAAAUAAUGGGUACGCUGUGAAAGGAUUCAAAUUCUUCCAGAAAGACCGCAAAAUGGCUCUCAUCCAAAUGGGUUCUGUUGAAGAAGCUAUAGAAUCAUUGAUUGAAUUGCACAACCAUGAUAUGGGAGAGAAUCAUCACCUACGAGUGUCCUUUUCCAAAUCCACAAUUUAAAGAACAUGGCAGAGGAGAAAGGAGGACUCUUAAAGCCUGAGGAGAGUGAGCUCUGAUAUCAGAAACCAUUCCCAAGGGUUCACUUCCAUCAUUCCAGUUAAAAGUCACUUUAUGGAUGAGAAAUGCAACUAAAGUGUCCUUGCAUACCAGAUUUAUUUUACGAUGCUUUUUUUUUCCCCCUUUUUUUUUUUAUUCACAUUGUUUUUACAUGGUGAAAUUCUUUGUGUGGGGCAAUAAGGAUUAGUCCCAAGUAUGUCUACGCCCAAUGCAGGAGACUUUCUAUAAUAAGUCUUUAUUUAAGGACCAAAUAUUCAUAUUCCCCUUACAAUGCUCUUGUGCAGUGUGGGUUUUCAGGUCUACCAUAUACCAAGAUAUUGUAGGGAGUACUUUCAUAUUCCAUCUUGAUCAAGUAGAGCCUUAAUUUGGCUUGACUACAUAGUACUACAAAUAGUCAAGUUGUUGCUGGGAAAAGAGCUUGGUCUUUAUCCCUGGAGACUUGAGUAUGCAUCUCAAACUUGCAGGUGUAUAAUCUAAUGGCUUUACACUUUACCUUUUUGUCUUCACUAACUGAAGCUUUGCUUAUUUCUCCUGUAGAAGGCAUUUACUUUCUUCACAAUAUUGACCAAAUAUAUUUUCAUUGUUCCUAGAUGAUAUUUCCUUUCCAGUUUGCUAGCUUGUGGAUGCUAUUGGGAUUUGGUGCCAGUGCAGUUGUUAUGCAAUUGAAUAUCUUUAUGGGACUUGAUAUUCUAUGUUUGUAUCUGACAGGAUACAGAAAGCAAAUAUAAAUUGACUUUGAAUGAAUGUGGCCCUGAAGGUUCUGAAAUUUAAAUGUUCCCCUAUUUGAGAGAUUAUUGCAAUGCUUGUUUUUUUUUUAUGCAGCUUUUCUUUUCCUAUGGGCACCACACUGCCUCCAGUCUUACCUAAAUAUGCCUUAAUACAUCACCCUACUAGGGUGUAUAAUUUGGGACCAAAUCACUUCAAAGAAAAUGGUCUGUGCUGUUCUGGUCAUUCCAUUAGUUGGGGGGGGGGGAACUGUAUCACUGACCACCAUGUAUGUACAUUGUUUGGCACUAAUGUAUCCCAGCAUCACCUGAGUGACCAACCUGAAAUAUUUUAUAAAUAGCAAGGGCUUGGUUGGAGAAGAAUGCAAACUUAUUUGCUGGAUUAUGAUCUGAAAUGUUUUACAGCAUCCCCCCCCCCCCCCCAUCAUAUGUUGCUUUCUGACAAAUCUCUUAAACUCUGCCUUGUUGAAUCUAUUUACCUCAGGGGUAUAACAUUUACAAUGUCCUAGAUGCAGCGACUAACACAAUGGCCCAAUUCUGGACAAGCCUUAAAGCUCCAGCCCAAUGUGUUAAGUGCCUUUGCAACAUUUGAAAGUAAGCAUUGAAUAUUGCUAUCAUUUCAUUUUCAUUGCCCAACCCCACUCACAAACUCUGUCAGUAAAGGAUUUCUGCAGAGAUUAAUUUUGUUUUUUCAACUUCAGUCCUCCUGUACAUUUGCUCAUGGUUUACAAAACUGCUAGAGCAGUGUGAGUAAAACCUUUGGCUGUCUUCUUAAAAUGUACGGAGGCUUCAAUCGGAGACCCUGGUUUUCUUUUAUUGAUAAGCAAGGAUGCGGAUGUGCCUCUCUAUACUGUGGAUUUCACUCUGUAUACAAAACUGUAAAUAAAUGUAGCUUUUAUAUUCCUGUUAAAGUACAAAGCUGAAACAGUAUAUUUUGUGGUAAACUGUAUAUUUUGAUAACCUUUCAGAGAUCCAGUAUUGCAGAAUGCAGAUAUGACCAACAGCUAAAGAAAGCCAUUACCUCUAAUCAAAUAUUUGUAUGAAAGACAUUAAAACUAUUUUAUAAGAAACCUUUAAACUUUCUGUAGAUGUUUGUUCAAUCAAACUGUAGCAAUCAGCCACUAUGUAUUGGGCCUUAUAAAUAAAAUUCUUUUCUUUUUUCCUA